AAAGCUGCGCUGGCACAGCUUCCAGAACUCACACCGGCCCAGCCUGAACUCGGCCUCCCUGGAGAUCACCCGCCAGUCCUCCGCCCAGCUCAACCUGCUCCAGAAGUGCUCCCUGCUCCGUCUCACGGCCAUCAUGGAGAAGUACUCCGUGCCCCACAAGCAAGCCUGGACGUGGACCGUGCCCAAGUUCAUGAAGCGAAGUAAAGUCCCCGACUACAGGGACAAGAUGGUUUUUGGGGUGCCGCCUGUGGUCAACGUGCAGCGGACGGGGCAGCCGCUGCACCAGAGCAUCAAGCAAGCGAUGCGCUCCCUCCGCACCGCUCUGGCCCGGCAGGUUGGCAUUUUCCGAAAGUCAGGGGUGAAGUCCCGGAUUCAGGCGCUCCGGCACAUGAACGAAACCAGCCCUGACAACGUCAACUACGAUGGACAGUCGGCGUACGAUGUGGCUGACCUGCUGAAGCAAUAUUUCCGCGACCUGCCGGAGCCCAUCUUCACCAGCAAGCUGACAGACACCUUCCUGCAGAUCUACCAGUUCGUGUCGAAGGAGCAGCGGCUGCAGGCGGUGCAGGCGGCCGUUAUCCUCAUGCCAGACGAGAACCGGGAGGUGCUGCAGACCCUGCUCUACUUCCUGAGCGACAUCGCCUCUGCUGAGGAGAACCAGAUGACCGCUGGGAACCUGGCCGUGUGCCUGGCCCCCUCCAUCUUCCACCUCAACGUGUCCAAGAAGGAAAGCACCUCACCGAGGGCAAUGCACAAGAGGGGCACCAUGGGGAAGCCUGACCAGAAGGACCUCAGUGAGAACAUGGCUGCGACGCAGGGGCUCUCCCACAUGAUCACCGACUGCAAGAAACUAUUCCAGGUAUCCCAUGACAUCUUGCUGCAGCUGAGCAGCUCCUACAUGACAGCAGAUGCUUACCCCCAUCCCCUGACUGACUUUGUGUGUCAGGGGGAAAGCAAGGAUUUACACCUCUACUUCGAGCAGAGUGUCCAGAACCUGCUCAAAGAGUCGUCCGAGAAAUUCAAGGGGUGGCUGAGUACACCAGGGCCCCUGAACACAGAGCUCUCCUGCAAAAAG
Molecule: messenger RNA, 1075 nt
Organism: Apaloderma vittatum (bar-tailed trogon)
Lineage: Eukaryota; Metazoa; Chordata; Aves; Trogoniformes; Trogonidae
Product: stAR-related lipid transfer protein 8-like
Exons: 6
Biological process (GO): signal transduction; actin cytoskeleton organization; regulation of Rho protein signal transduction
Molecular function (GO): GTPase activator activity
Source: RefSeq, a predicted model, not a curated record